AUGGCUCCAAUCACCACUAAACAAUCUGCUUCUGCUAAAAAAUUUGUUGUUGACACUUCUGCUCCAGUUGAAAACGAUGUUUUUGACCAAGAAGCUUAUGUCAAAUACUUAGUUGAACACAUCAAAGUUGAAAACAUUGUUGGUAACUUAGGUGACAACAUCACCGUUACCGAAGAAGGUAACAAGGUUGUUAUUGUUUCUUCUACCAAAUUCUCUGGUAAAUACUUAAAAUACUUAACCAAGAGAUUUUUGAAGAAAAACCAAAUCAGAGACUGGAUCAGAUUUGUUUCUGUUAAACAAAACCAAUACAAAUUACAAUUCUACUCUGUUGCCGAAGGUGAUGAAGAAGAUGAAGAAUAA
Messenger RNA from Hyphopichia burtonii NRRL Y-1933, 360 nucleotides. Its product is annotated as 60S ribosomal protein eL22. Gene Ontology annotation, biological process: cytoplasmic translation. Gene Ontology annotation, cellular component: ribosome. Bases 1 to 360 code for a protein of 119 amino acids. The record is from RefSeq and is a predicted model, not a curated record. Gene Ontology annotation, molecular function: RNA binding; structural constituent of ribosome. The transcript is spliced from 2 exons. NCBI's taxonomy places the organism in Eukaryota, Fungi, Ascomycota, Pichiomycetes, Serinales, Debaryomycetaceae.